AUCGUGGAACAUGUAUUGAAUUCUUCAUACGGACCGGCUCGCCUUUUUUCCGUCGCUUUCCGGGUUCGUUUUAAAAAUUCCUGCGAGGGACCGGUAGCCUCGAUUCUUUCCGUGAAAGAUUGAACGGGCCGUUUCGCGUCCACGUACGAAAGUGUUCUGUGCCAAGAUGCGCGCCGUGACGCUCGUAUUGCUAUCAGUUUCACUAUUCUGCGCUUCUCACCGGCACAGCCACGGAUAUAACAUACUGGGCAUUUGUCCGAGCGCAAGUUACAGCCACCAACAGCCGUUUCAAGCAUUGAUGAGAGCACUGGCGGCCCGUGGCCACAAUGUUACCGUCGCAUCAACAAUUCCCUUAAAGAAUCCUCCGCCCAAUUACAGGAACGUGGACUUGUCAUUUUCAUAUCGGAAGGAGGAUUGUACAAGUUUGAGAUAUAUGGGAGCCUACGCUAUACUCCAUAAAAACAUGCAGGAAGCGAACGAAUUGUGCAAGAAGCAAUUAUUCAGUCCCGCUAUCAACGAUCUUAUAACGGCCAACGAGACAUUCCACGCGGUCAUUAUAGAGCAAUUAUGGUACCAGUGUUAUUACGCCCUCGUAAAGCACUACAACUUCCCGGUGCUGAUGGGAUUUUUGAGCGUCGGCAACCUGCCCUACGUAAUGGAUUCCGUGGGAAACCCAGACGACCCCAAUAUGAAUCCGGACAUGGCGUACCCGUUCACGGACAGAAUGACACUGAACGAGCGUAUACGGAAUACCCUUUACACAACGUGGACAAGAUUGUAUUAUCGAUACUGGCACCUGCCACGAGCUCAACACAUCGCUAACGAAUGGGCGCCCGGUACAUCUGUCUAUGACAUCGAUAAGAACUUUAGCCUAGUGAUUUUGGGGAACAAUCACGUGUUCGGCUAUCCGAAACCACUACUGCCGCACGUGAUCGAAGUCCACAGUUUGCAAAUAACGGAAAAGCCCGAUCCCCUGCCCGAGGAGAUUCAGGAGUUCCUGGACAACGCUCAGGAUGGCGCUAUUUAUUUCUCUCUGGGCUCGAAUCUGCAAACUCACCAGCUACCCGCCGGGCCUUUGACCGCAUUGUGCAACGCCCUGAGCUCGCUCAAGCAAAGAGUUCUAUGGAAACACGGCGGAAACAUGGCCAUUCAUCCGGCCAACAUCAAAUUUGUGAAGUGGGCGCCCCAGCAAGCAGUCCUCGCGCAUCCCAAAGUGAUGGCGUACGUGAUGCAAGGCGGAUUGCAGUCGUUGCAAGAGGCGGUGCACCACUCGGUGCCCGUAGUCGCGAUCCCCUUUUUCGGGGAUCAACUUUUCAACGCACGUAAAAUCCUAGACGCUGGUAUCGGACUGACACUGGACAUCGACACCAUGACCGAGGACUCCAUCGUACAAACGCUCGCGGAGGUCGUCGAAAAUAAAACGUAUCUGAACAACAUCAGAAGAAUGUCGGCGAUUAUACAAGACGAAUUAGUGAAGCCUAUGGAAAAAGCGGUAUGGAGCGUGGAACACGUAUUGAAGUUUUCAGACUCAAGACACUUGAGAUAUCACGGACGUGAUAUAUCAUGGGUAGAUCAUUAUGCGGUAUUUAUGUGUUUAAAUGUAUCUCUCGUCACUUUAUUGUAUAUCAGCUAUCGAAUUAUCAUCGCUUUUAUCAAGUGCAAAUGGAUAGUUGACUUAAAAGAGAAACUCGAGUAGCAAGUAGAA
Messenger RNA from Dinoponera quadriceps, 1705 nucleotides. RefSeq names its product UDP-glucuronosyltransferase 2C1 (gene Ugt301D1). Gene Ontology annotation, molecular function: UDP-glycosyltransferase activity. The transcript has 8 exons. Lineage: Eukaryota; Metazoa; Arthropoda; Insecta; Hymenoptera; Formicidae. Bases 167 to 1696 code for a protein of 509 amino acids. The record is from RefSeq and is a predicted model, not a curated record.